UGAAAAAUCCUCUUUUGUUUGAUCAGGCGAAGUUUCUUACCAUUUUACCAACUAAACUACUCUAACACCGCACACUAAACCAUACUCAACCCCACACAUAAACCCCAGAAGUAACACAACAAAAAAGCAAAAAAAAAAAAAAACCCAUUCUCCUCAUCAAAUUGCAAAAUGUCGUCGUCUUUCUCCUACCCGGACUUCUCAAACGUGGUAGUCCUCGACAACGGCGGCGGCCUCAUAAAAGCCGGACUAGGCGGCGAACGCAACCCCUCCACCGUCCUCCCCAACUGCCUCCUCCGCCCCAUCUCCUCCAAAAAAUGGAUCACCCCUCCACCCGCCACCACCAACCCCAACUCCGACCCCCUGGACCUCACAUCCGCCGCCGUCCGCCGCCCACUCGACCGUGGCUACCUAAUAAACCCAGACCUGCAACGCGACAUAUGGGCCCACCUCUUCACCACACUCCUCCGCGUCACCCCUUCUCACUCCUCCCUCCUCUUGACCGAACCCCUCUUCACUCUCCCCUCCAUCCAACGCGCCACCGACGAAAUCGUCUUCGAAGACUUCAACUUCAAGUCCCUCUACGUGGCCGACUCCCCUUCCUUGGCCCAUCUCUACGAGGCCAGUCGAUCUGGGCCCACGGGCCGGCUCGUCUCCAGGGCCCAAUGUAGCCUCGUUGUCGACUGUGGCUUCUCCUUCACUCACGCCGCACCUGUGUUCCAAAACUUCACGCUCAACUACGCCGUGAAACGAAUCGACCUCGGUGGUAAAGCCCUCACUAAUUACCUUAAAGAGCUCGUGUCUUACAGGGCUGUUAAUGUUAUGGACGAGACUUUCUUGAUCGACGACGUUAAAGAAAACCUCUGCUUUGUCUCCCUCGAUGUCCCACGUGACCUCCACAUCGCAAGGAAGACUGGGAGAGACAAUUUGUACAGGUGCACGUAUGUGCUUCCAGAUGGAGUAACUCACACCAAGGGCUUUGUUAAGGACCCGGAACAAGCAAAAAGAUACUUGUCUGUGACACACGGGGACACACCUUCACAAUUAGAGGCUAAUAAGAAGGAAAUGGAUCAAAUUGAAGUUACAGAGAGGAGUGAGAACCGGAAGAGAGAAGUUGAUUUCUCAAAAAAUGAGUUUGACUUGACAAAUGAGCGGUUCCUUGUCCCCGAGAUGCUCUUUCGUCCUGCAGAUCUAGGAAUGAACCAAGCUGGACUAGCAGAGUGCAUUGUUCGAGCUAUCAAUGCUUGCCAUCCUCAUCUUCACCCUGUACUCUAUGAAAGCAUUAUUUUGACUGGUGGAUGCACGUUAUUUCCUCGAUUUGCUGAGAGACUAGAGAGGGAGCUCCGGCCUCUUGUCGCUGAUGACUAUCAAGUGAACAUAACAACUCAAGAAGAUCCCAUACUAGGUGUCUGGAGAGGGGGGUCGCUGUUGGCAUCUAGUCCUGAUUUUGAAGCGAUGUGUGUCACUAAAGCUGAGUAUGAGGAGCUUGGAUCUGCUAGGUGUCGGAGGAGAUUCUUCCAUUGAAUAUUUGAAAUCUUGAAGCUUCUUGGCAAGUGAAUGAUGGGAAAAUGCACUCCACUUAUCAGCUAUUCUUGUUAUUGCUGCAUCAAAGAAAGGUGUAAGUCAGCAACCCGAAUGAGGUUGUUCUAUUCAUUGGCAUGAUAUGGUGAUGGGCAGCAUUCUGGCUUCUUGGAUCUUUCAGCCAAAGGAUGCCCUUGGGUUGCUAUCCCACCGAUAAAGAAGUUAGUCCAAUACAUUCAAGUCCUGAGCUAGCCAUAGCUUUUGUGCAGAACUUUCUCUAUUCAAGAAGAAAGUGCAGGUUGUCAAUGCUGGAUCCAUGCUCUUGCAUAUUCCUAUUUUUGAUUAGGAAGAGAUCUAGAGAUGGUGAAUCAAAUCCUGGUUUGCAGUGUGCUCCUUUAUGUUCUGAGUCUGGCGUCAAAUUUGGGCUUGCUGCAGUUCAUACAUUACAAUUUCUCAAAUCAAAAGCCUUGCAUUCUAAAAAUGUUCAUUUGACCUAAUUUAUUGUCUCCAAUUAUUUGCAUGACAAUUAUUCAUUCGUGCUGUUUGCUGUAAUUAUAAGAUGCAUCUAUUUUGUGC
This is a messenger RNA of Quercus robur (English oak), 2094 nucleotides long. RefSeq names its product actin-related protein 6. The transcript has 8 exons. The coding region runs from base 169 to 1521 and encodes 450 amino acids. Lineage: Eukaryota; Viridiplantae; Streptophyta; Magnoliopsida; Fagales; Fagaceae. Gene Ontology annotation, molecular function: nucleosome binding. The record is from RefSeq and is a predicted model, not a curated record. Gene Ontology annotation, cellular component: Swr1 complex.